AUGGGUAAAAACGUAAAAAGUGCCGAUAGAUUACAUCCUGUGGUGUCUAAUAUUCUCGUUGAUGAUUUAAAUAUAACGUCGGUGCUAUCCAAUCAGAACAUUACGAUUAACGUGGAUCACGAAGUCGAUAAGGAUGAAGCAUUAAUAUUAGCAUUAGGAUACAAGCAGGAAUUUAAACGUGAGUUCUCUCUCUGGACGUUGUUUGCGGUCUCAUUUAGUGUGUUGGGGUUACUUCCAUCGAUUGCAGCAUGUUUUGAUUACCAACAGUUGGUGGUUGGGAUGUCGCCGGUUCCGUGGAUUUUGGCGAUCAUUUUUAUCUCAUCAGUGGCAUUAUCUAUGGCAGAAGUUGCCAGUGCUUUUCCGACCUCGCUGGGGACUCCAUAUGCAGUGUCACAGUUGGCACCUCCAAGAUGGGCACCUGUCUUGACGUGGCUAACCUGUUGCAGUAACUGGUUGUGUCAAAUUACAGCUGCUCCAUCCGUUAAUAACAGUUGUGCCUGGUUAAUUUUAGCUUUAAAGACUUAUAAUUCAGAUAAUGGGUAUAGUCCAUCAUAUGGUGAAGUUUACGGCUUAACGACUGGAAUUCAAAUAGUUCAUGGGAUCAUAUCUUCCAUGCCAACUAGAUGGUUGGCAACGUUUAACUCCAUGGGAACAAUUACUAAUAUAUUGUUUUUGGUUAUUGUAUUUGUAAUGAUUUUAGGAGGUAACGACCGUCAAGAUCAUUUUGACAACAUCACUAAAUUUAAUUCAAACGAUACUGCUUGGAGUUUCUAUAACCAAACUGAUUGGCCAAUGGGUAUUGCUGUUUUGCAAUCUUUCUUGGGUGUAAUUUGGGCUAUGUCUGGUUAUGAUUCUCCAUUUCAUUUAUCAGAAGAAUGCUCUAAUGCUAAUGUGGCAGCUCCAAGGGCCAUAGUACUUACUGCAACAUGUGGAGGUGCUAUUGGUUUCGUAUUCAUGUUGGCUAUUGCAUACACCCUAGUUAGUAUUGAUCAGAUUGCAGAAGAUCCGCAGGGUCUCGGUCAACCUUUCGUUACAUAUUUAACUCAAAUAUUGAGUAAGAAAGCUGUCAAUGCAGCAACAGCAUUAACAAUCAUAUCUUCUUUUUUUAUGGGUUGCUCAUGUAUGUUAGCCGCAUCCAGAGUCACCUAUGCUUAUGCUAGGGAUGGAUUUUUUCCAUUAUCUAGAUAUUGGAAAAUUGUUAAUAAGAAAACACAAACACCAGUUAAUGCCGUAUGGGUUAACUUAUUUAUUGGUCAACUUUUGUUAUUACUUCAGUUUGCGGGUGAUACUGCCAUAGGAGCCAUUUUUUCGGUGGGUGGUAUUUCAGGAUUUGUUUCUUUCACUAUGCCAACCUUAUUAAAAAUCACUUAUGCUAACAAUUCUUUCAAGAGAGGACCUUGGCAUUUGGGUAGAUGGUCAAGACCUAUUGGUUUUGUAUCGGUAGCGUUUGUAGCAGUAAUGAUUCCAAUAUUGUGUUUCCCAACAGUCAGAGGUGAUGACUUAACACUCGAUCAAAUGAACUGGACUGUGAUUGUCUAUUUUGGUCCUAUGUUAAUGUCAUUAUUAUGGUUCGUUAUCGAUGCCCAUAAAUGGUAUAAGGGACCUAAGCCAAAUAUUAGUGACGAGGAUAUGGUCUACGGGAAUUCAGAUAUAAUUGAUGGCUAUGACAAUGAGAAAGGAAACCAUGAUACUGUUAUAUCUUCCAAAGAUUAUGAAUCGGCCUAG
Messenger RNA from Debaryomyces fabryi, 1725 nucleotides. RefSeq names its product Gpt1p (gene GPT1). The transcript has a single exon. The record is from RefSeq and is a predicted model, not a curated record. NCBI's taxonomy places the organism in Eukaryota, Fungi, Ascomycota, Pichiomycetes, Serinales, Debaryomycetaceae. Gene Ontology annotation, cellular component: membrane. The coding region runs from base 1 to 1725 and encodes 574 amino acids. Gene Ontology annotation, biological process: transmembrane transport. Gene Ontology annotation, molecular function: transmembrane transporter activity.